Messenger RNA from Styela clava, 941 nucleotides. RefSeq lists its product as uncharacterized. NCBI's taxonomy places the organism in Eukaryota, Metazoa, Chordata, Ascidiacea, Stolidobranchia, Styelidae. The record is from RefSeq and is a predicted model, not a curated record.
CCACUCAAAAAUGCAAUUGCUCACCCAUUGCACUUGUGUCUAUCUAACUUGUGUGUUUUACAGAAGAAGACGGAUCUGAAAUUGCCAGAAUGAUCAAAGAGAGUCUUGAAAAGAAGCAACAACCUGCAAGGAUCUGUGACGUCACAUACAAUUCAAAAUGCUUCCGAGUGAUCGUGUCAUCUGCACAAAAUGUCAGUUUCCCGGAUGCUGAAUCUAUUUGCAAAAAUCGUAACUACAAGAACGUUGCCAACAUUUACGACUUCACUCAUUACAGGAUGAUGGAUGGUCGUAUUCGUUCAAUGCUUGGUGAGGAUUCAUGGAGGGGCGUUUGGACAGGUUUGAGAUAUCAGAACGGACAGCUGGUUCUGACGUCGGGCAAAAAUAUCUCUUUUCCAAAAGAAAUAUGGUAUCCUGGGUAUCCAUCUUCCGAAGGAAAGCGAACAAAUAUCGCUUUCCCUGUGAGAAAAAAUCCGAAUGACGAGGAUCACGGAAUUUACAACCUAGCGCCAUAUAUGGAAUAUCACGGUGUCAUUUGUGAAAUAUAAGAAUUGUAAGGAACAGUUUCGAGAGCUUUAACUGAAAGUAGCUAAAAUUGAAAAAGCUUUCUUGAGGAAAUGAGGAAACAUAUAUUUCUAAUCCUUUUUCAUGAAAAUACUAUUGAAUUACUCUCGUGAAUAUAGCUUUAAACUAUGAUUAUAUACAUUAGUUUAAAUAUACCGUUUCUUUGUUAAAUUUUGAAAUAUUUUUUUUAUAAUUCGCCAUUUUGUCCUGAUAGACACGGAGUGUUCUUAUGUAUUGCUUUGUUGAAUUUGAUCGGGGCGAAAUUCGUCCUUAGUUUCAAUUGCCAGCGCUUUCUAUUAAUAUUGAUAUAACUCUGAAAUUACUUGAAAAUUGCUUUUAUAUAUUUUACUGGCCCAAACCUAAAGCUGUCCAAUUACGAG